Molecule: messenger RNA, 1747 nt
Organism: Tigriopus californicus
Lineage: Eukaryota; Metazoa; Arthropoda; Copepoda; Harpacticoida; Harpacticidae
Exons: 2
Coding region: 261-1604 (447 amino acids)
Source: RefSeq, a predicted model, not a curated record
CAUUGGAAGGAGAGCGAGUCGAGAGAGGAGAGCCAGAUGUCUCGUCGUCCAUAACUGCUUUUACCUGUCCAAGACAUUUGGACUCACGUCCCAGUAUUCUUGUCUUCUCGUGUUCAAACGCGAAAUUAGAUGGCAAGAAUGGCUUCGAAUCAUCGGGGAUUGGACUUCAAAGCGGAGAGUCUAUUCAAGACAACACCGUCGAAUCUUUACUUUUUAAAGAAAAAGGCAUCAACGUCAACACCUUUAUCGUCGACUUCCUUAUGAACAGGGAGACCAUUCUUACUCCGGAAGAGGCCUACCGAAUUGCCCAAAAGGUUGUGGGCGAAGAUCGAACCGGAGAAUUUCUUACCUCACUGACGAAAACACUAGAUUUGGCUGCCGAAUUGAAGGAACGUAUUGCAUCCUGCAAAUUCACCGAAGAGAAGACAGUCGAUGUCUUUGUCGACAAGGGUUCCAUUUCGAACAUUCGCGACCAACUAAUCGAGCUGAACGACUUCUGGUCCUGCUCUGAAGAGGUGUCCGUGCCAAAGAUGAAGCCCAAUGCAACCUCCAAACUGGCAGCCAUGAUGCAAUGGAAACAUCUUCAAGAUCUUCGCGAUGCAUUGAGCUCGGAUCCGAAAGGAGUGGCAGAGCUCUGUAUUUCCUAUCUUAAAACCAACAACAUCAUCACUUCAGACUUGGAACCCAUGGCCAUAUUAGGGGUCGAAGCGUUGGUUUCAAACCCAGAAGUGAUCAAGAACUCGUUGGCGUUCAUCGACAAUCUGGAGAUGGGCCUGCGAUCUGAAAGUGGGAAACGUUUGAUUGCAUUGGUACCCGAGAUUAUGCAAGCUGACACAGAAAGGGCCUUAGAAUUGUUCUCGAAAGAAGCUGACUACAACCAAGAGGCAUUUUUCAACUUGAUUGGCAAUAAUGAUUUGGCCCAACAAUUCUUUCGCCAGGUGGCUCGCUUUCUAAUUGGAGGCUAUGAGUUGGGAAAGCAAGCGCUCAAUGAUAACAUGAAGCUUGCAAUUGCCAACGGGCUUCUCAUUUCCAAUAACUUUCCAGCCUUGAACAAGCGACAUCUUUUGCAAUCCGUGGUCAAAAUAGUCGAGAAGAUCCUCUCCUACUUCACUGUGUCCAGGGUUGAAGAGUGGAACAUGUACGACCGAGCUCUUAAAUUCAAGCAAGAAUUCGAGAAACUUUAUUUCAGAAUGGAGAGAUUCGAUGAUCUAUUGGAAGAUGAGCUCGUGUCCGUUCUCAGCCAAUUUUUGCAAGACAACUUGAUGAUGCCGAUGAAAGACGCAUGGCUGGUCAACAAAUUCGUGACCAGCCAGGGCAAUCCGAAAUGUUUGGCGCCAGUGCUAUGCAUUUACAAAGAACGCUAUGCCACCAACAAUGAGAUCAAUAAGAUGAUCGUGGAUGGACUGACCCACGCUCUCGUCUAUUCUUGGGCCGGAUCAACGCCAGAAUCCAUCCACCAAGCAACGUCAGAACAUAUUCCUGAAGAUGGGGAUUCAUGUAGCGCAAAAUUUGAUUCAUCUACCCUUAAGGACUGUGAUAUUUUCUCCCAAAGUAAAUCUAAUCUCCGCCCCAUGGAUUUAAGUUUUGACCAUAAUGAGUUGUAAUUUCCCGUACCUAGGCAUUAAAUUUCAACAUAAGAAUAAAGGCACACUAUAGUACAUGAAAUACAUGAAUUAUUUACACACUGUCAAUCUCACGUUCAUUCAUCAAGGAAUAACUUCAAAGUUUGUGAAAGAUGUUGGAAAUA